UCCCAUCCGUUCGGGUCCCCAGCCCCCGGGACGCAGCGGAGCCGGGCGGGCAGCCCCAGCCGCGGCUGUCCCGGGGACUUAGACGCCAAAACCCCUCCGGCCAGGGCAAGGAUCCGGGCCGGCCCAGCCAGCUCUGACAGCCUCAUGGCCCCAGCUAGCCAUUGAGCCCCAUCAUGGGCAGCCUGUACUCGGAAUAUCUAAGCCCCAGCAAGGUUCAGGAACACUAUAAUUACACCAAGGAGACAACGGACACUCAGGAGACACUCUCCCGCAAGGUCGCCUCGAUUCUCAUCAUCAUCCUUUGCUGUGCCAUCGUGGUGGAAAACCUGCUGGUGUUGAUUGCAGUCUGGCGUAACAGCAAGUUCCACUCGGCCAUGUACCUGUUCCUGGGCAACCUGGCAGCCUCAGACCUGCUGGCUGGUGUGGCCUUCAUAGCCAACACCUUACUCUCAGGCCAUGUCACAUUGGGGCUGACACCUGUGCAGUGGUUUGCCCGUGAGGGCUCCGCCUUCAUCACCCUCUCCGCCUCUGUGUUCAGCCUCCUGGCCAUUGCCAUCGAGCGGCAUGUAGCCAUUGCCAAGGUCAAGCUCUACGGCAGCGACAAGAGCUGCCGCAUGCUGCUGCUCAUUGCAGCCUCCUGGCUCAUCUCCCUGGUUCUCGGUGGCCUGCCCAUCCUUGGCUGGAACUGCCUGGACCACCUUGAGGCCUGCUCAACUGUUCUGCCACUCUAUGCCAAGCACUAUGUGCUAUGUGUGGUGACCAUCUUCUCUGUCAUCUUAUUGGCCAUUGUAGCUCUGUAUGUCCGCAUCUACUGUGUGGUCCGCUCAAGCCAUGCUGAUGUGGCUGGCCCGCAGACGCUGGCCUUGCUCAAGACAGUCACCAUUGUGCUGGGCGUCUUCAUCAUCUGCUGGCUGCCUGCCUUUAGCAUCCUCCUCCUGGACUAUGCCUGUCCUGUCCGGUCCUGCCCUGUCCUCUACAAGGCCCAUUACUUCUUCGCCUUUGCCACCCUCAACUCGUUACUCAACCCUGUUAUCUAUACGUGUCGCAGCCGGGACCUGCGGCGGGAAGUUUUGCGUCCACUGAAGUGCUGGCCUCGGGCGGCAGGGGUACAACGACGGCGGGAUGGGACCCCAGGCCACCACCUCCUGCCCCUCCGCAGCUCCAGCUCACUGGAGAGGGGCACGCACAUGCCCACAUUGCCCACAUUUCUGGAGAGCAACACGAUGGUCUGACCAGCAAGCGUGCUUAUAACCAGAACACAGCAGAGGGGUCUGUGGAGAAGUGCUCUGGCCUCAAAGAGAGACAAGGGGGAGCCAGGCAUGAAGCCCCCCCACAGAACUGGGUGAUAAUGGACACUGGCUGGGACACUGAGUAGUAGGAUAGCAGAGCUGCAGCAGGGUCCUUGAGUGACCAUUGUGCCCCUUCAAAACUGAACCAUGGGGAGAGCAGGGUGACAGUGGAACAACACUCAAGGGGAACUCAAGGAUGGAGCAACUGAUGACCCGGUACAAAGGAUUUCAGCCUUUCAACAACUGUGUGACCCUGUGCCCACACCAGGCUCCCCUCUCUGAAUUGACCCACCUGCCCCUUCGCCAUGUUCAGUCAACCUCACCCCACUUCUCUGGAACCAUAUCCCAAGGGACUGGAGGCUUCUUUCCUGGGCCCAAAUCCACAACUUCCCCAAAUUUCAUCAGCUGCCACUUAGGUUAGGUUUCAUCUUCCUUUUCCUCUCAUUCUACCGCAUGCCAGGAAACCACAGGGUGGCAGUGGGGGGUGGGGGUGAGGCUAAUCCCCUAAUCCCGGCUGUCAGACCUCAUUGGCCAAUUGCACUAUUUGUGCCACAGAGGCUGGAAAAACUGGUCUGGGGUUGGGGGGUGUGGUGAAGAGGGCUUGGGCCUCCCAGGGGAGCAGGGUGGAACUUGAGAAAAUUUGGGGGAGCUGUUCAGAGCCCCCACCCCCAAAAACAACCACCCCCCAAACUCCCUCUUCCAGCCCCAGUGAACAUAGUACCAGAUCUCUGAAGGCGGGGCAGCCUUCAGCCCACAGUGCUUCCUUUCAAGUUGUACUGAAGUUGGAGGACAGGGGUGAGGGUGCCAGGGACAGUUGUAGAGUGCUUUCUCCUAACCUGCCCCAGAAGGACUUUGCUAUAGUCUGUGGCAAGAGAUACUGAGGUACGAAAAAUCUAUUUAUAUGUGUCUGUUAGUGUGUAUUUGUGCGCGUGUGCGUGUGUGCGUGUGCAUGUGUAAUGUCUGUGAUCCCUUCUCCCCAUGUUUCCCCCACAAUGGACGAAUGCUGUCUGUCUCCUCAGCCAAAGAGGGGUCCAGCCCUGCACUGACCCCUUUUAAUUGCUGGCCUAUCUCCUCAUUGAUGAGCUGAGUGCAGCCCACCUUGGGGAAGGAAAUUUCACAACUCAAAAUGAUUUUCCUGUGAACACAAAGGCUGGAGCACCUUUAGGACAGGUGCCACUUGAGUGUUGUCUCCUUCAUAGAGGUCCCCAGAUGUCCCCCAUGCCUGAGACCCAGGUUCAGGCCAAUAAACGGUUCUAUUUCUCUUUUUGGUGCUUGUUGUCUUUUUCGGCUUAAGGUGGUAGUUCCACCAUGAACUCCCUGUGGCUCAGUGGAAGAUGGUCAGAGGAGGGUAUCUGCUGUCUAAGUAAUUUUUUGCCAACCUUUCCAUUCCCUCCCGUGGCCCUGCCAGGAUUGCUAUGGCUUCUAAAUGCUGACCUUUCCCCAAGGGCAGCUGUCUGGCCCCUCCCUGUACUUAAUUAGGCCCUGGGACCUUGCUUCCCUUCAAAGAGAGAGCCUGGCAGGAAGUGGGCCCUUUAGCCAUUCCAACUACAUAUCCCACCCGGGAGCUGGGUAGAUGGACUUGUGGGCACAAGCCCAGCCCAGAUAGUCCUCCAAAGGAAUGGUUGACCUUCAUCAGGCACUUCCAGGCAUGAAUCUUUAGGAGGUGGGCUUAGAAAAGUUAAGUUCAGGGUCACACAGCCAUUUGGGACAGUGUUUGUAUGGAGUUGAACCCAGACAAGUGGGCUAACUCUAGAUCCACUUAACUACGCUACGGCCGGAGAAAGGCUCCUCAACCCUCUACUGUGGAAAGAGGGAGUAUGGGCAGCCAGGCCCUGCCAGCCCCACCCAGAACCAGUAGAAGUCCAUAUGGCCUACAGCUGGGUCUCUUGCGCAGUUCUUGGGUAAGUCUCCUUCUUUGUCCAGAGGCACAGGGGCAGUUCCUUUGAAGAUAGAUCUGGAGCUUUGAUGGGGACUGUUGGCCCCCCCAAGCUGAAGCCCCACCCAGCAACACCAGGACAAACACUCUAAGAGGUGUGAGGGGAAGAACAGCCAUAGGCUAAGAGCCUGCGCUCCACUGGAAUUCCCCUCCAAGGAUUCAGAGACAACCUCUGUUUGGAGACCUGAGCCCAGGCUGGGAUUGGGGGAGGAGGAGGUACAGGCCAGGCCAGGUCAGAGUCAGUGAAUUUCCCCCAAAUACCCAUGUGCUUCCUCCAUGCCUGCCUUUAGGCUUCUGCUUCAGUGCCGCCUCCGGAGAUAAGCCAGGCCUGACCACUUCUUCCCUCUCUAUCUAGCCCUCACCUGAUUUUCACCUGGCAGUAUAUUAUAUAUUCAUUUAUCUGUCUCCCCGCCCCCAUUAAUACCUGACCACCUUGAACACUGGAACACAUCUGUCUUACUCACCAUUUUGUUUGUAGCAUCUCAAACAGUUCUUGAUACAUCCCCAUUGCAGGACCUCUGUGCUCUUCCCGCAGACAUCCUUGUGACACCCUUCUACCCUUCAGGUCUGUAUUCAAAUACCACACUAUGGUGAUGUUCUUUGGGCAUCUGUGCACAUAUGACUUAUCCUAUCCUCUUCCCCUUUCUGGUCUCUAAUGUGCAUGCUCAGAACAGUAGCUAAUAGGUGCACAAUAAAUGUCAAAUGACUGCAAGUAAGCAAGAGCAAAUGAUGGUCAUUUCAGUGAGUACUAAGUGCUGUGAAGAAAAUAAAGUAAGGGAAGUAAUAGUUUUGGGGUAUGGAUGAUGGUGAGACCAGGGAAAAUCUCCAGAUUUUCAUACCCCACAUUCUUUUUUUUUUUUUUUUUAAGAUUUAUUUACUUAUUUUUGCAUAGAAGAACUGGGGUGAAGGCCAGAGGGGCAGUGGGUAAGAGGAUUCACUAGAGUCAGAGUAUGGAGCAGAAUAGACAGAUUUACUGAAAUACACAGCUAAGGGGAGCAGCAGCUGAGACAGGAGAGGUCUGCUGCACCCAUACCCCACAUUCAUUAACAGCCCUUUGGAGAUAUGACAAACAAUAAUAACUAUAUGGUGUCUAAAAUGUGCCUGACAUGGUUAAAAGCUUUAUACCAUUGAACUCAUAGACUUCUCAUACAAACUCUAUAGAGCAGGUUUUCUGACAGAUAAAGAAGCUGAGGCACGGAGAGGUCAAGUAACUGACCCAAGGUUACAUAACAAGUGAGUGGAAGGCAGGGAUUUGAACCCAGGCAGUACUUGGUUGAAGUCACAUAUGAUCAUAUGAUCUUCCAUUGCAUCCUGGUCUACUGAUCGCUUUCAAAUCUUGGAGCCUAGAACAGAAUAGACCACCCUAAGGAACAAAAGAUGACGUUUUCCUUUUGCCCUAACAAGGCUACUGGAUCGAGGGAGCACCUCCUGCAGAUUCUUCCACUCAUGGGUUCUGAUUGAAUAGGUGUGGAGUGACCCCAGCAAUGCACAGUUUUCACCAACCACCACCAAUGAUUGGAACAUGCAUAAUCUUUGAAUCAUAUUCUGAGACACAUUCUAGACUCCAUAAUGGAGAGCAGCACUGCCCAAUAGAACUUUCUACAAUCAUGGGAAUAUGCCACAUCUGUAUUGCCCACUGUGCCUAUUUAGCCCUUGAAAUGUGGUUAGUGUGAUGCAGGAAUUGAAUUUUAACUAAGUAUAAAGAGCUUCAGGUGGCCACUGGCUAGUGUCCUGCCAGCACAACCCUGGAAUCCAUGCCUGGUAUGUACAGCCUCUGAGCAGCUCAACUCAUGGCUUUAUGCCAUCAUUUCAACAAAAAUUUCCAAGUCUUACCACUAUUAUUAUAAAUGACAUUGUACCAUCCACAUAGCACUUAAUGGUUUUUGCAAUUAAAAAAUACUAUUAUUAAGAUUAGACUCAGCCACAAAUGGCAGAAAAUACAAAAUAUUAAUAAUUUAAGUCAGAGAAAUUAAUUUAUCAUAUAAAAGGGCUCCAGAGGAAACGGAUCCAGAAUAAGGCUAGCUGCCCACUUUCCAACUGUUUAUCUGCCUACCUACCUAUCUAUCCAUUCACCCAUCCAUCUACCUACCUAGUUUACUGUGUUUCUAAGAACUAAGCAUUCUCUUAUAUAACCAUUCUCAUAAAAUUAUCAAAAUAAGGAAUUCUACAAACCUUGAUUAGAUUUCACCAUGUGCUUCAACUUGGGUCGUCUGAUAUUUCCUCAUGGUCAGAGUCCAGCUCCGCAUUCGCAGAAGCACCACAGAAGCAAUGUCAUUUUCAGCGUCCCUUAGAGACAACGAACCCCUCAGUGGCAAUGUUGAUUUUGCUCGUUGGUAUCUGCCUGGUGUCUCCACGUCAAAGUUAUUGUUUUCACUUUGCAAUUAUUAAGUGUCUUGUGGUUUGGCCCCUUGAGAAACUGUAAAUAUCCUGUUACUCAUCAAACUUUCACUCCUUUAGCAUCCUUUCUUGUCUGAAUCAAUUAUUACUCACUGGAUAUUUUUAAGAAAAGCAGAGGAUAUCACAUCACUUAGUUGGUAAAUAUGCUACUUUUUAUAACAACAUUAAAAAAAAACUUAAUCACAAUACCAUUUUGAUCGUACAUCAGUAGUACCAACAGUGUGAAAAUUUCCCCAUCUCAGUUUUCAUUUUAAUAUUUUAUUUAUGCAAAUCAGAAUCCAAACAAGAUCCUCACAUGGCAUUUAGUUAAUAAACCCCCAAAGUAAUGUUUAACAAGUUUUCCUUUUCAACAAUAGAUUUAAAUAGGUUAAACCUUUUUAAUCUCGUUUAGAAGGUUUAGCAAGGUUUUCUCCCCUUCUAGUAAAUCAUUUGUUGAAGAAACCACUUCUUUAAGAGCUUCUUAAAGCUUAACAUUGGCUAAAGAUAUCUCCUUAUGUCAUUAAAAUAUUCCUCUGGGCCUCCCUGGUUGCACAGGGAGUUAAGACACAAUCUAUGACGCUAUCCACAGCCACUACAGCAUGAGUUCGAUCUCUGGCCGGGGAGCUGAUCCAUAUGGCGCAGCAGACCUUUCCGGACUCGCCCGUUGCUCCCCUAAGCAGUGUAUUUCAGUCCAUCUGCCUGUUCUGUUCCCCACUCUGUCUCUGGUGAAUCCUCUCACCUUUGGCCUGUACCCCAGCUCUUGUAUCCAUAAAUAAAUCUUUAAUAAAAAAUG
Talpa occidentalis (Iberian mole) is the source of this 6394-nucleotide messenger RNA. It is a transcript of the gene S1PR2, whose product is annotated as sphingosine-1-phosphate receptor 2. NCBI's taxonomy places the organism in Eukaryota, Metazoa, Chordata, Mammalia, Eulipotyphla, Talpidae. Gene Ontology annotation, cellular component: membrane. The transcript is spliced from 2 exons. Bases 174 to 1232 code for a protein of 352 amino acids. Gene Ontology annotation, biological process: sphingosine-1-phosphate receptor signaling pathway. The record is from RefSeq and is a predicted model, not a curated record. Gene Ontology annotation, molecular function: sphingosine-1-phosphate receptor activity.